AUUGUGUUAUAUUAACAAUUAAUAUUAAUUGGAUAAUAACGAAAAGUUUCAUGUUCCUGUGAUGCUAAUAUAAUAAUAAUUAAUAAUGGAAAACGCCAGUAACCUGGAGCAAUUUCUUGCUGACACUUGGCAGGACGUCGCGAAUCUUGCACGUGAGUCUGCUGUUUAUAUAGAUCAUGCAGCAACGGAGUGUCUGCAUUGGUAUACUGGUGGCAAGAUGUACUCCUUUCUUAAGGAUGCUGGUGCAGUGUCGGUUUAUGAACUGGCCAUGUACAAUUUUCGUUAUGUCAAAGUACAGAAUUGCAAGAAGGCGAUUAUUAUUUCAACCUCCACCAAUCCAGCAUUUUAUCAACGUACAGUCAAGAUGAUAAUGGAGAAGAAUGCGUUUGAUUGUUGCACAAUUGUCACUGCUGCACAUCCAACUGUACUCAAUUACGAGGACACAGUCCCAUUAGAGGAUAGAGCGGAUUAUAACAAAUUAAAGAGAGAUGUGAAAAGCUGGAUGCAUUCACAAGACUGUUCAGUGACAAUAUUAUUUCGACCAAUUUUUAUUAGUCCAAUUGAUGAUGGUUUAUUUGUGACGCCAGCUUUUGGUGAUCUAUUAUCACCUUUAAAUAGUGAGUCAGUAAAGAAUUCAGAGUGCACGGUUGAUCAUCUUGUGAGCUUAUUUAAUAAUUUGUUUACAUACUUGAACUUGAAGGAAGAUAUUUAUUCGAUGGGAAAAUUCAGUGAAUAUGUUGCUGAAAAAUUAGAUGUACUACCAGCAGCUGUUAAUCGUAGAAAUAAUUCAUCUGGUGCAAAGAGAAAAGGGGUAUCUUUAAUCUUUGUCGACAGAGCAUUAGACCUUUGUACUCCUACUAGUAAUAAUACUGAAUCAUUGCUAGCCAGGAUACUGUGUACUUUAUCACAUUUACCUUAUCACUGCAACGAUGUCGCUAUAAAUAUGUCUCCUCUAUUUUGUGGCACACAGGAACUUAUUGAAGUACCAGGAUGUUUGGCUAGCAACGACAAAAGCCUGAUGAAUAUAUUAAUCACAAAAAAGCAAAAAGAGGUGUUGAUUACUAUGAACAAAAUGCUCAAUGAUAUAUUUUUGACAAAAGAAAAUCUAAAGUCAAAACUAGCAACAAGGAUUUCUGCGCACAGUUUAGAAAAACUUGUAAAUAAAUUCAAAGACAUAGAUAAUCUUGAUGCUAUAACGGAAUCAAGCAAAAAACUUCAAGUGGUGCUGGCAAUUAUACAAGCCUUAACAUCGGAGAAAACUUCCCAAUUAGAUCUAUUGAUUAGUCUUGAGAAAUUGGUAUUGCAAAACAUAGCUGUAAGUCGUGAAUCUACGAGUGUGCUUGGGCAAUUCAGCAAUAUAAUACAAACUCGCGAAAAACGAGGUCUGGAUACAGAUAAUAUAUUGGCACUUUUGGUGCAUAUUUAUGCAUUGGCUGGAACGGAAAUACAAUUCUCUCCUCAACAAGAGCAGCAAUUGAAGGAAGCCAUCGCCGAUGCUAUAUUUGAGGAUAGUGCAAAAUUAAACGAGAAUCCAGUCAAUAAUAAGAUGUCAGUGUAUCAACAAACUUUAUUACUCUUUGGUGCUGCUGAUGAUCAAUCCAUGAAGGAAAUAUCUACAAAAGUAGCGGAACGCAUCAUGAAUGUUUUACAUGAAAUAGCACAGCAACGUGCAUUUCUACAUGAUUACACCUCCUUGAUGUCUAAAUCGAGUUCUCAAGAGAUUGUUCAACGUGUUGGAAUCUUGCAACAAUUAUUGACAGACAUAUUUCAUCCAGACAGAUAUGAAAUUCCUGAUUUAUACCAGAGAUCAUCCUCAUCCUUGCUUUCAGCUGGAUUCAAUUUAUUUUCCAAAGGAAGAGUGAAACACCAUCCAUGCGACAAUGAUUGGGUUAUCAUUUACAUUAUUGGGGGUGUAACACCAGAGGAAGUGAAAGAAGCUAAAGAAAUUAUAUCAUUAUUCAAUCCAAAUUGUCAAACAACCAUAGCAGGUUCAAGAUUGUUAAAUCCAUUAGAUAUAGUGGACAAAUUUCUCCUCUCAUCGAUCGAUUACUGAUCGAAAAUUAUCUCACCUCUGAUAUAUCAAAGAAUCCACUUUACACCAGAAUCAGAGAUUGUAUAACGAAUCUGUUUUACAUCAUCUGCAGAUUGUAUACGACAUAUAAACUCACGGCUUACAGAA
Nylanderia fulva is the source of this 2179-nucleotide messenger RNA. Its product is annotated as sec1 family domain-containing protein 2. Gene Ontology annotation, biological process: vesicle-mediated transport. Lineage: Eukaryota; Metazoa; Arthropoda; Insecta; Hymenoptera; Formicidae. The record is from RefSeq and is a predicted model, not a curated record.